UCCAGUUUCUUUUCUCUCUCUUUCUCUCUACCGCUGCUGCUGCUUAAUACAUACAUAGAUACAUACGGGCCAAUUACGCAAGCGAACGAACGAGCUCUUUUUUAUUUUUCUUUCCUUUUUCUCUCUAUACUUUUUCACGAUAUGCAUUCCUUCUGAUUCCUUUCCCUUCUCUUCUUUACCCUUUCUUACUCCACGUAUUCUCAUCAUCUUCGAUCGAGCGAGCGAGAUUAAUCAUGGAUCUUCUUUACCUUAUUAUGUUCCGUUAGUCCCUUCUCUGGGAAAUGGAGGCACCCUUUUUAUUCAUGAUAUCCCCCCCACUUUCGUUCUGAUUUGGGUUUUCUGAUGGAGCCUCGUAUUGGUAAUAAAUAUCGUUUAGGGCGCAAAAUCGGUAGCGGUUCCUUUGGAGAGAUCCAUCUGGGUACUAACAUCCAAACAAAUGAAGAAGUUGCAAUUAAGCUUGAGAAUAUCAAAACCAAGCACCCUCAACUUCUUUAUGAAUCAAAGCUGUAUAAAAUACUACAAGGAGGAACUGGAAUUCCAAGUCUAAAAUGGUUUGGAGUUGAAGGGGACUAUAAUGUUCUUGUUAUGGAUCUCCUUGGCCCUAGUCUUGAAGAUUUGUUCAACUUUUGCAACAGGAAAUUGUCACUGAAGACUGUCCUGAUGCUUGCAGAUCAAAUGCUUAAUCGUGUUGAGUUUGUCCAUUCGAAAUCAUUCCUUCAUCGAGAUAUUAAGCCCGACAAUUUUCUCAUGGGCUUAGGACGACGUGCAAAUCAGGUUUAUUCUAUAGACUUUGGUUUGGCUAAGAAAUACAGAGAUUCUUCCACCCAUCAGCAUAUUCCUUACAGGGAGAACAAAAAUUUGACGGGUACAGCCAGAUAUGCUAGUGUCAAUACCCACCGUGGCAUUGAACAAAGCCGAAGAGAUGAUCUAGAAUCUCUUGGAUAUGUUUUUAUGUAUUUCUUAAGAGGAAGCCUCCCUUGGCAGGGACUGAAAGCGGGAAACAAGAAGCAGAAGUAUGAUAGGAUUAGCGAAAGUAAAGCAUCUACAACGAUUGAGACCUUGUGUCGAGGCUAUCCGACAGAAUUUGCAUCAUAUUUCCACUAUUGCCGUUCUCUGAGGUUUGAUGAUAAGCCAGACUACGCUUAUCUGAAGAGAAUCUUUCGUGACCUUUUUAUCCGCGAAGGUUUUCAGUUUGAUUUUGUGUUUGAUUGGACCAUUUUGAAGUAUCAACAAUCACAACUAGCUAAUCCACCUUCUCGUGCACUUGCUGCUGGUACAAGCUCAGGAGUGCCUCAUGCAAUUGCUAAUAUGGAUAGACAAUCUGAUGGUAUUGGAGGAACAGGAUGGUCUUCUUCUGCAAAUCCAUCAAAUGCUCCUCGGAACACCAGUGGAAAUGCUGGAAACUUGGCUAAACAGAAAGGUCAAGUGCCGGCUAAUGAAUCAACUGCCACCAAAGAUCCAACGUUAUCUAGCUCCUCCAACGUUUUGAGAUCGGGUGGGGCUGCUAGGCACCCAGAUCCAGGAGCUCAAAGAAAUUCGGUAAAGAACCUUGACACCGCUCUCAAGGGUAUUGAAACUCUGCAUUUCAACAAAGACGAGAGGCUACAUUAUUGACUGACCAUCCAAUCAAGAUAGCAAGCAAAGCUUGGCCAGCCGAAAUCUCACAAGUCUGUGUGGAGGGAAUUAUCAUCUUUUCCUGUUUAUUGUUUUUUUUUUCAUUUCUUGGUUACUUAUGUAUUUGUUUAUUGAUUUAUGCUAACAUGAAAUUGGUGAACUUUUAGUAACAUGAAUUAAUAUUCUGAUUUCGCUUC
Messenger RNA from Impatiens glandulifera, 1811 nucleotides. Its product is annotated as casein kinase 1-like protein 1. Lineage: Eukaryota; Viridiplantae; Streptophyta; Magnoliopsida; Ericales; Balsaminaceae. The record is from RefSeq and is a predicted model, not a curated record. The transcript is spliced from 14 exons. Gene Ontology annotation, biological process: signal transduction; peptidyl-serine phosphorylation; endocytosis. The coding region runs from base 343 to 1614 and encodes 423 amino acids. Gene Ontology annotation, cellular component: nucleus; cytoplasm. Gene Ontology annotation, molecular function: ATP binding; protein serine/threonine kinase activity.